AUGAAAUAUAGUGAUAAACAAGCACUAACGUACUCGCAGACUGGCAAUAACAUAAAAACAAAUCAUGUCACAGGGGCCUACACCCACCUCGACGGUGGACACAGCACAGCUGUGAUAGACUUGGCCGUAACGCUUCGAUUAUUUGCUGAAUUAACACCUUUGCAGAGAUUCAAGAUUCAGCAAGCAUGUAGCUCUUUCGAUUGUGGAGAACGCAGCAUCAGGGUGACACAAUUUGCUUUGAACACUGCUCUUGUACUUCCCUUAUUAACAGCUCUUUUAACAGGGAAACAUGGAUCAGCAAAGUUAGACCUUAUCGCUAUUAAGCAAAGGAGAUGGGAAACAUCCUACACAACAUCGGAUUCGUUGCGUUAUAUACUGGAAUCCAAGGAACUUCGUGCGCGGCAUAUCGAGGAAAAGAGAGAGUUGUAUUCGUGGUCAGACCAACUACUCGUCGCCCAUGAAUGGUAUGAAAUCUUGAUAGGGGCGGACGAAGCUGAAGAAAUCGACAGAGUCAUGUUUUUGAACGAGUUAGAAGAAACGGUGGUCCAGGUGCCCACACGACCUGGGGAGCUUGGUUACCCAGAACCGAAGCAGGUCCUAGGAAAAUACAAACAGGACACAAUAGGGUCAAUCCUGGACAGAUUUCGCAUAGGAUACAACGCUCUCCUACACGACGAAGCCAAGGAAACCUAUGAGGUGGAACAAGAAAUUAAGAGGGGCAACGAAAGCGAGUGUCGUCUACUCCAGGAAAUGUAUGGCGCCCUCACAGGACUAGAAACGGAGCUGCAGUGCCAACGGGAGGCCCGGGAGUGGUCUCAGGAAAACUUUCAACUGGGACAUGCAGCAGCUCAGGGCGUCGAUCGGCGACUUUCGAGAGGAAGUAAUGCGUCAAAGGCAUGA
Molecule: messenger RNA, 900 nt
Organism: Cylicostephanus goldi
Lineage: Eukaryota; Metazoa; Nematoda; Chromadorea; Rhabditida; Strongylidae
Source: the annotation of a GenBank genome assembly